Molecule: messenger RNA, 318 nt
Organism: Truncatella angustata
Lineage: Eukaryota; Fungi; Ascomycota; Sordariomycetes; Amphisphaeriales; Sporocadaceae
Product: dynein light chain type 1-domain-containing protein
Exons: 5
Coding region: 1-318 (105 amino acids)
Biological process (GO): cilium assembly; microtubule-based process
Cellular component (GO): cytoplasmic dynein complex
Molecular function (GO): dynein light intermediate chain binding; dynein intermediate chain binding
Source: RefSeq, a predicted model, not a curated record
AUGGCUGACGACAAGUCUCCCCCGCCCCCCACCAACAGAGACGUUGCGCGGGAAAAGCUCGAAGCUCAGAUCAAGUCUGCGGACAUGACUGAUGACAUGCAACAAGAAGCCAUCGAAGUUGCUCAAGAGGCCAUGGGCAAGUUCAGCAUCGAAAAGGAUAUCGCUCAGCACAUCAAGAGAACUUUUGAUGAGCGCAAAGGGCCCACGUGGCACUGCAUCGUUGGCCGCAACUUCGGAAGCUACGUGACCCACGAGACCAAACACUUCAUCUACUUCUACUUGGGCCACUGUGCCAUUCUGCUCUUCAAGACCCAGUAG